CCGCGCCUGGCGCCGCCCGCAGCCCGCCGGCGGCCGCUGCCUAUUUUAGUCACAGCGCCGGGACGGGGCCGCCGCGGGGCCGGGGGACGGGACGGGACCGGCCGGGACGGCGCCUGCCGCCGGGGGCUGCGGGGAGCGACCCCCCUCUGUCCGUCCCGUCUGGCCCGUCCCGAACCGGCGGGGAGACUUUGCCGAGGGCGCCCGGCAGGGGGCCCGGGGACAGAUCAGAUAAAACUACAGAUGACACGGCCAAAGUCAAGACAACGCACGAACUGAUGAGAAACAACAUUGCCUUCUGAGAACAUUAGCUUCCUAGUUGCUGGAAAUCCUAAGUGCAACUUUACUACCAAAAGAGACCCUGACAUUAUGUGAUCAUUGAGCAGAGUUUGCAAGAAUGGAAAAGCAAAGGACCCCACUGGCUGUAUCACAUAAAUAACAAUUUCAGAGAUUCAGCUGAAUCGAAAAAUUAGUCCAGCCAUGGGAGAAAAUGCAAGUUUUUGGGAGAGCUUGAUAUAUGCACAUCCUACGUGCGCCACCUGGAAGCAAGAGGCAGAGGGAUCUAUCUACCACCUAGCUAGUAUUCUCUUUGUUGUUGGCUUCAUGGGUGGAAGUGGAUUCUUUGGGCUUCUCUAUGUCUUCAGUUUGCUUGGAUUGGGCUUUCUCUGCUCUUCUGUUUGGGCUUGGCUGGAUGUCUGUGCUGCUGAUAUAUUCUCCUGGAAUUUUAUACUGUUUGCUAUAUGCUUCGUACAGUUCAUUUAUGUUACCUAUCAAGUUCGGAGUGUUUCCUUUGACAAAGAAUUCCAGGAACUCUACAGUGCUCUCUUCCAGCCUCUAGGAAUUUCCUUAACUGUUUAUAGGAAGAUUGUCUUGUGCUGUGAUGCAGAAGUGGUUACCCUGGAGAAGGAGCACUGUUACGCUAUGCAAGGCAAAACACCUAUUGAUAAACUCUCCUUGCUUGUAUCAGGCAGGAUCAGAGUGACAGUUGAUGGGGAGUUUCUGCAUUAUAUUUUUCCUCUUCAAUUUCUGGAUUCUCCUGAAUGGGAUUCACUGAGGCCCACAGAAGAGGGAAUUUUCCAGGUAACGCUUACAGCAGAGACAGAUUGUCGAUAUGUGGCCUGGAGGAGAAAGAAGCUGUACUUGCUGUUUGCUAAGCACCGUUUCAUCUCACGCCUCUUCUCAAUUUUAAUCGGGAGCGACAUUGCCGAAAAACUGUAUGCUCUGAACGACAGGUGCACGUGGGGAAGGGGUUUAGGGGUCUUCAAGAUGAACACUACAGCAAUUAGCCCACUCACUGUUACUCCACUAGGUUUUAUUCCAGACCUAAAAAACGCCACCCUUGUGCCUUUCAAUGAGACUGCGUGUGAAAACUGGAAAGAGAUUCAUCAUCUUGUUUUCCAUGUGGCAAAUAUUUGUUUUGCGGUUGGGCUAGUUAUUCCAACUACUCUGAAUCUUCAUAUGAUUUUUCUGCGAGGCCUGCUCACCAUAGGAUGUGCAUUGUUCAUCAUUUGGGCUACACUCUACCGUUGUGCCUUGGACAUAAUGAUCUGGAAUUCUGUGUUUUUGGUUGUCAACCUUUUACAUUUCAUAUACCUAGUGUAUAAGAGAAGACCGAUCAAGAUAGAGAAGGAGCUCAGUAGCCUCUACAAGAGAAUGUUUGAACCACUCCAUGUGCCUCCAGAGCUGUUCCAGAGAUUAACUGGGCAAUUUUGCAACAUUCAAACUUUAAAGACAGGUCAAGCUUAUGCUGCAGAGGAUAAAACAUCAGUUGAUGAUAGGCUGAGCAUCCUGCUGAAGGGGAAAAUGAAGGUCUCUUAUCGAGGGCAUUUUCUGCAUAAUAUUUACCCCUGUGCCUUUAUAGAUUCACCUGAAUUUCGAUCAACUCAGAUGAACCGGGGUGAGAAAUUCCAGGUCACCAUUAUCGCAGAUGAUAAUUGCAAGUUCCUGUGCUGGUCCAGAGAAAGGCUGACUUAUUUUCUGGAAUCUGAACCAUUUCUUUAUGAGAUCUUUAAGUAUCUUAUUGGCAAAGAUAUUACAAAUAAACUGUAUUCAUUGAAUGACCCAACCUUAAAUGACAAGGCCUCAAAAAAGAUUGAUCGUCAGCCUAGUCUUUGCUCACAGCUAUCUGUGAUGCAGAUGAGAAACAGUAUGGCCAGUACCAGCGACAGUGAGGAUGGCUUGCAGAUGUUUCUUCGUGGGACUUCCUCUGCAUCCUCUCUACUGACAGGUCCAGCAGCACCUCCCCUAGCCGGCUCAUCGACUGCUCGUGUGAAGAAAUUGUCCUCUACAGUCUCCAGAAACCUCCUGGACUGCUUGAACCUGUUACCACCAGCUACGGGGGUGGUUAGAGCUCCCCAUGAGCACCCAGGCCUGCCAUCAUGAGGCUUCAUCCAGCUGUCUAAAGAAGGCUUCCAACUACUUGCUCUUCUUGAUCAGGCAGCCUGUAGCAGAUACUGCUGUGAAGUCUCCCAUGUUGGUCUGUUCUCUGAUCUUUACCCAUAAGCUCUCAACUGGCUUUUCACCUGUUCCAAGGCAAAGCUCCAUGCAUUGAAGCCACUCCUCUGCAUAGAGGGCACUUGUACAAAUUGGCACACUCAGAAGCCUGAAAGAAAUUGUAAAACUGUAUCUGUGCAAUUAGCUAAAAUUAAAAUUCUCUCCCAGGCCUAGCAUCAGAACACUAACACCAGUAUUUCAGCUUUGGGAGAAAGUAAUCUAAAUGCUUGACAUUUCCAGCUGUAAUUACAUUAAUCCCUAAGAUGCGUCCAUUUUUAGCAUAUACUUGUUAAAAACACUCUUCUCUGCUGUACGUUUCCUGGUUUAUGUACCAUGUUUUCUGGUGUAUGGUGUGUACUUUCCCCAAGAGAGAGGAGAGGGAUGUUUAAAUGUCUUUUAUGUUCUAACAACAACGGUUGGUGUAGUUGGUAGUGCCACCAUGCCAUUGGCAACAAUAGGUGUGGUGGCAGCCUCUGGAGUCCAGUGUUUCUCUUUCGUAGAGGUGGGGAGGUUGCCCAUAGAGCAGUGUGUAAGACACCUCAAGAAAUGCUAUCAUUUAUUUCUUCUUUGCAUUUUGAUUAAUAUGAAAUUUCUGACUUCUGUAGUUGAUAAAAGGUGAUUUGUCUAACUAAA
Molecule: messenger RNA, 3123 nt
Organism: Cygnus olor (mute swan)
Lineage: Eukaryota; Metazoa; Chordata; Aves; Anseriformes; Anatidae
Product: blood vessel epicardial substance-like
Cellular component (GO): sarcolemma
Molecular function (GO): cAMP binding
Source: RefSeq, a predicted model, not a curated record